Molecule: messenger RNA, 1516 nt
Organism: Aegilops tauschii subsp. strangulata
Lineage: Eukaryota; Viridiplantae; Streptophyta; Magnoliopsida; Poales; Poaceae
Biological process (GO): translation
Cellular component (GO): ribosome
Molecular function (GO): structural constituent of ribosome
Source: RefSeq, a predicted model, not a curated record
GGCCGGCCCAGCCGCCAUACAUGCCGGCGGGCGCGCGACCUGUGUGACUCCGGGACCCCCAUUCGCCGCCGUUCUCCCCUCCUCCCGCUCCCAGAUCACGCCGCCGCACACGUCGCCGCCGCCGGACGUGUCAGGCGUCCAUCUCCGCUGCGGAGGUGAGCACCCCCCCUUAUCCAUUCCCUCCUCCCCAUUUCCACCGUCAUCCCCUCCUGCCCCCUCUUCCGUCCGCUGGCGCGCCACUCCCUGCACCCCGUCGCCGUCCAUCUCCGUCUACCGGCGCGCCUCCUCGCCGCCGUAGAGGCCACUGCUGCCGCUGGGAAACCUUAAUCGCCAGCAGCCAUGUCCAUCAGAUCUCUCAUCGUCGCAUCCAGGUCCAGAUAUGCCCUUGCCGCUUCCACCAUCUCUCAGGCAACUUCCAGGGCGCACCAGCACGCCUGCGUGCCUCCUCUGCUCUCGGGGCUUGGACCACUCGUGCGCGCCUUUAGCUCAAGCGCUGCAGUAGCAGAUGUCAAUUCAGGUGUCCGUGUCAUGGAGGGGCAGAUUUUGCCAAAUGUCUACUCCAAAGGGUAUUCUACUCUUUUGGCUCCAGCAAAUGAAGCGCUGAUUCCACCGGAACUUCUAUCUAGCAAGACUGUCUGGACACCAGACCGAGAGCUUGGGCAGUAUGAGGACCUAGUAGCUAGAGUAACAAACUUCCAUAAUGAGGACAAUGGAUUCAUGGUUUUGGAUGGUGAUGUUUUUGAUGUUCCAAUUAGGAAGGAUAUCGUUCACAGGGUAGUAAGGUGGCAGCUUGCUAAAAGGCAACAGGGGACACACUCAACUAAAACUAUCAGUGAAGUGAGCGGCACAGGACGAAAGCCUUACAAGCAAAAAGGAACUGGAAGAGCACGUCAUGGAACAUUGCGUGGUUGUCAGUUUCGAGGAGGUGCAACUAUGCAUGGCCCGAAACCACGAAGCCAUGCAUUCAAGUUGCAGAAGAAAGUACGACGUCUGGGACUUAAGAUAGCCUUGUCUGCUAGAACAGCUGAGGGGAAGCUCUGCAUCUUUGAGGACCUAGAAGUCCCUAGCCACAAGACGAAAAACAUCGUGCAGUACAUCAAGCAGAUGGAUGACACGAAGAAGGUUUUGUUGGUGGAUGGAGGCGACAUUGAUAAGAAGUUAAAGCUGGCCACUAAAAAUCUUCACUACGUGAAUGUCAUUCCUUCGAUUGGCCUCAAUGUCUACAGCAUCCUGCAGCAUGACACCCUCGUAAUGACUCGGGAAGCCAUCAACAGAAUCGUUGAGCGGAUGCACACCCCCAUCAGCCGCUAGCAAAGCAGGGCUUCAAAUAACCUUGCUAUGCAUACGACAUCUUUUAUCCAGUUUUGGUACAGCCGUUCAUGUGUAGGCGAAAGUGCAGCCCAACCCUUUGAUUAUCUGUUGUAAGGAAAACGUAGCACUAGUGUUUUGUUGCAGACGCUUUAAUGAGAAAUGCUAUGGAGAACCUGCGUCCAUCAGCAGUCGUUCGCUUUUUCUA